AUGGCUAAAGGAAGUGGCUUCAACGAAAAGAAGAAAAAACAUCAAGAAUUCAAACUUAAUGGAGGAUCGGACAUUAUUGGAAAGCCAAAAUCAUCAGCAAUUACAAAGGAAGCAGUUGCAAGUUCUUCCUUGACGUUGAUGCCAAGAACUCUAAUAGAACAGGAAGCUGCUGCCAAACGUUCGAAAGGAUUGAACCCCAGCGCAUGGAAUGAAAACAACGAUCCACUUCCUCGAGACCAAAAUCGGCUUUUCUUGACGAAUAAACUUUUCUUUUUCUGA
This is a messenger RNA of Necator americanus (New World hookworm), 279 nucleotides long. RefSeq lists its product as uncharacterized. The record is from RefSeq and is a predicted model, not a curated record. The coding region runs from base 1 to 279 and encodes 92 amino acids. The transcript has 5 exons. Lineage: Eukaryota; Metazoa; Nematoda; Chromadorea; Rhabditida; Ancylostomatidae.